AACGCAUUGAAGUGUAACCAAACGCACUAGCUCAGGAGUCAUUUAAAGUGUAGAAAGAAAAAAAGAAACCGGUUUUUAUCUCGGCAAAGACACGCUCGAGAUUGAAACCACGAUCAGUUCAUAUGAACUUUUCCUACCUUGACGGUUACAUCAAAGGAUUUACCUGGAUUACUUGAUCUUUUUUUAAAACAAACAACGAAACAUGACUUCUGCUGUUAUUAGCGUGCUGACGGCGACGUUGUUGCUACUGGUGAGGCACCCGACAGAUGCGCAGUACCGCCGCAACCGUGCUUAUUGGCCCAACGACGAGUACAGGGCAUACCACGACCAAGCGAUAUUCGACUAUGACGACCCAGACGCGAUCGAGGAGAUGUCAGAUGAUGACUACUUGGAAUACUGCGGCAACAUGCCGGCUGACGUCGUCUUCCUCUUGGAUUCCUCCAACAGCAUCUGGGGUCCGGACUUCCGACGACAGCUCCACUUCGUGAAGAACGUCGUGUCGAUGUUCAUGAUCGGCGAGAACGCCACACGGGUGGGUGUGGCCACGUUCAGCAAGCACGCCGACCCUCAGUUCUACCUCGACUCCUUCUUCAACAAGCGGGACAUGCUUCUGGCCAUAGGAGACAUCCAGGAGACGCCAGGGUACGCGACCAACACGGCGCAGGCGAUCCGCUUCAUGAGGAGGAAGAUGUUCAGCAAGAAGUUCGGGGCCAGGAAGGGUGUGCCCAAGGUGGGCAUCGUGGUCACGGACGGGCAGUCGAACAACAUCCUCAAGACGGUGUGGGAGGCGUCUAAGGCCAAGAGGAACCGCAUCAACAUCUUCGCCCUCGGAGUCGGCUCCAUGACCAACAUCCGAGAGUUGACGGGCAUCUCGAGCAAGCCGUCGAUGAAGUACUUCUUCCAGGUCGGCGGGUACGACGCUUUGGACUCCAUGAAGGAAAAGCUGGCCAUACGGACGUGCCAAAUCACUGGAAAACCCACAAGAAGAACAACAGCUAAAGCGAGGGUUACCACAACCACAACCACCACCACCACCACGACUACACCCAAGCCAACAACCACCACGACGGAACCUAGUACAACAACGCUUAGUAAGGUAACUGAGAUAUGUGCUGGGAAAAUGGUCGACAUUGUCUUUGCACUGGACUCGUCUAACAACAUUUCCCCGCAAGAGUUUUGGAGUCAGGUUCGAUUUGUGCGAGACUUCAGCAAACGGUUAGACAUCGCCCCCAAUGCCACACGGGUGGGCCUCAUUGUCUACACAGACCAGGUCCUCGAGGGCUUCGAACUGGACACCUAUAGCAACGGAAAGGAUGUGGCCAGCGGUUUGUUGAACGUCGAAAGAAGUGCCGGCGGCACGCGGAUCGACGAAGCACUCAGAUAUAUCAGGACGAGAAGCUUCCGCAGAAGCAUCAGCAGGAGAGAAAGUCCGCAGGUAGUGAUAAUGCUCGCGGGAAGCAAGUCCUACGACUUGCACAGGACGAAAAAGCAGGCAGCCAUGGCUAGAAAGAGUGGUGUUAAAGUAUUCGCAGUUGGAGCCGGGGAGGAGGUCAGUGACGAGGAGCUGAAGGUCUUGACGCAUGGGCAGAAGGGCAGAAGUAUGUACAGGGUCAAGGACUUCAGUCACUUAAACGAUUUACUGCCCGAGAUGGUCGAGGAAACGUGUUCGGUCGAGCCAUCCGAAAUGCCAGUUGCUGAUCAACCUUGCGGCUACCGACAAGAGGCUGACAUGAUGUUCGUGCUGGACAGUGUGAACGCUGGGAGAAAGAACACGCGGAAGUCCCUGGACUUCAUCAAGACGAUUGCGCGCAAUGUGGACAUGGACCAGAACAAAGUCCAGAUCGGACUCAUGUCCGCCGAGUGCCAGGCACCCACGGACGGGUUUUCUCUGGGAACCCACAAAGGAACCGAGGAGGUGGUGCAGGCCCUGUCCGAGCUGAAGGGCACGGACUUCUCCAGCCUUCUUAAGGACAUGAGGCGGUCGUCGUUCAACAAGAAGAAAGGAGGUCGCCACGAGGCCAAGAAAGUGGCCGUGCUCGUCGUCGACGGCAACCUGGAUGAGCCAAUCAAAGCGCUACGCGAGGCUCAGCACGCGCGGAUUCGCGGCGUGGAGGUGUACGUGAUCGCCGUGGGCGACGAGGUGCCGCAGAAGGAGAUGAUGAUGAUGUGCGACGCCCCGUCCAAGCAGCACUUCUUCCACGUGAAGAACUAUGACGAGCUCAAGGCCCUGCAGCCCAAGUUGAUGGACGUUCUUUGUGAUGAGCUGUAAACAGAAGUGAAGUUGGAGUCUGGAAUAUGUCUGGUCAGAAGAGUUUUCGGGACCAGAAGAAUGACUGACGUUAUGUUUAUGAGGACAGGAUGACAGAUUCGCCAUGGAAAGUGUUGCAGCAGGUUAAAAAUGAAGCGUGGAUUGUAGUUGUUCCUGUCGAAUGGAAUUAAUUUAACUUUUAGAGAUCCUUUUCAUUCCAUUUCUGUCCAAGUCAGUUGAAAAAUCAACUUGCGUGGAACAAAGAUUCAAUUUAAAUUACAUCAUUUGAUAUUCGGCAGUUGUGAAUAAAACAGCAGGUAUUCAAUGGUUUUAUUCCUGUUCUGGACAGAAGAGCCGGCCAAGGCCGGCACCUGUGCCCAUGUCAGGCGUGCGUCUGAAUGUGCACGUAAAACUCUAUGACCUGUCAUGACCUAAUGGUUUUAUUUCACAAGGAGUGAAAUUGUAACUUUUAACUCGAACCGUAUAAAUGUAUACAUGUUAAUGGACUUCAAUAAUAGAACUUGGCCACCAUUUGUUAAAAUCCGACUAUGGAAUCUCAACCUUUGCAUUAACCAUGUAACGUGCAUUAGUCAGCUGAAACAAGUGGACGUGAGUGAUAUUACUGAGUGAUAGUACUGAAUGAUUUCAAGCUUUUUUGUCGAUAGCUUUAAUCUAUACUGUUGUGGCACAGACGUGGCAGAAACUGACCUGAAAUUCUUUGUCUGAAGUUCAAACACACUGAUUUUUUUAAACGUGAAUUCUAUUUCCAUCCGGUGAUUACUUCAAUUAGUAUCUAUGUUAGGGUUUUUUUUUCUCUCCUCAUUUGUUCCUUAGAGAUUCUGCCAAAAGAAACCAAAAGCAUAUUGUUUCUAUUCUUCUUGGAAUUGUGUGCCAAAAGCCUUUCUUCUAAAACUCCCUUCAAGCUCUCUGCGGCUCCUAAUUAGUCUGUGUGGUAUGGAUGCUUUGGAGGUCUGACCUGCACGUGGGGCGUGCACGCUCGGGUUGGUGGAAGAGACACGUGUCUCACGCGGGCUGCUGGCAGACGAACACAGGUUGUUGGGUGUGUGCAAUAAAUUAAUUGCUUGGUGAAAUAACUACAAGCAGGUUGGUCGCUUCGUGGCGUGAAAUAACUAUGUGUUUAAUUGUGUGCUUAAGUGUCUGGACUCUUUGUUUUAAUGAUAAUUCCUGAAUAUGCCUGUGUCGUACCUUCGCCAUUUCAUAUUCUGUAUCAUAUAUCACUCAAAUGUAAACUAGUCUUUUCGUGUAAAAGAUGAUUUUAUAUAAGAAUAAUAUGUUAAAAAUCAGUGAGAAACAAAGGCUGAAAAAGAGAUAAUUAUUUCAGUUAUUUUAGACACGUAGAUGAUUGUUACAAAAUGUGUCCAUACAAAGUGUCUUUUCCCUUUAUUUGCAUUAUUAUAUCUACUUGUAGUAGAAACUUAAGUUCGAUUAAGAGAGAGGCUGAGAGAGAGAGAGAGAGAGAGAGAGAGAGAGAGAGAGAGAGAGAGAGAGAGAGAGAGAGAGAGAGAGAGAGAGAGAGAGAGAGAGAGAGAGAGAGAGAGAGACAGACAGACAGACAGACAGAGAGACAGAGAGACAGACGGACGGACGGACGGAGACAGAAAGACAAAUAGAGCGAAAGAGGUUUGUACGAGUACAGAGAGAGAGGGUAGUUGUAUACGAAAACGAAAUGGUAAAAUACAAAACGACGUAGGUACGAAACUACUGACAUAAGUGGACGCUUCCAGACAUACUUAAGCACACGCUGGUGUAGGAAACCUAUUUUGUACAUAAAUUUGGAGUUUGACUAACAAGCAAAUUGAAACAACAUGAUGUGGAAAGAGUUGCUUUGUUUCUGUUUUUGUGUAUUGUUUUUAAAUCGUAACUGUUAAAAUGUAAAUUACGCUUAUAGUUGCUUCCCUGCAGACUGUUUAGGGUAUGUGCAGCUGACAUUAAUACACAGAAAAAAACACAAGACGCACCUAGACGUGUAUAGAAGCUGUGUUUGUUUAUGCGAAAUUAUUCCUGGUGUGGUUAUCGUUAACUCAGUGCCACGAUCACACGUAUUAUUAUUCUACAUGUUUAUGUAUCGUUUAUAUUCUUGCUGUUGCUGCUUUCUGUUAACCAAAGACUGGUUAUAUACUGACGUCCAAAAGAAACUAUACCAUUACUCCGAGAGACUACUGAAGAAAAACCCAAAUAUAUUGCAUGUUUAAAACAUAUGUUGUGGAAAAAAAACAUUUAUUCCAUACAAGAAGAAAGAUAUUUAACCACCCUCGUAUUUCCAUUAUGCAAAUUAAAAAGGAAAUUAAAUGAAAUUUUCUUGAUAUAAUUUCUUUUGGACGUCAGUAUAGUAUUUGGCGUUAUUGAUGUGAUACUGAGACUAGCGAUUAUCAGGUUGAUGUCGUUAGAGAAAUUGGUGAGGAAUACACCAUUCAACAGUGCUGAGCUUUCUUCCUUUUAAAUAUUUGACCAGAGUAAAUAUCAUGGUGAGAUGUUUAAUUGUUUUUAUUUGUUAGGUGUUUGAGGGAGGGUUUUUUCUUUCUUUCUUUUUUUAAUUGUACUUUAUUUAUCUUUUUAUAUUAUAUUCUGUUUAAUUUAUUUUAUUCAUAUCUUCCGACGCCAUAUAACCGUAAAUAAAAAUGUGUUGAGUGCGUCGUUAAAUAAAACAUUUCCUUUUAUUCACAUCAUUCAACUAAGAGUUAUAACGAUGAAUUUGAAAAUAGUAUCUAUAAUUCAAUAUAUGUUUAAGCACACUGCUCUGGGCAUGCAUUUGAGUUGUCUUGUCAGUCUGACCAGGAUAGAGUUUACUUGGUCAGUAUUAAAAAGCCCCACCCGAUGCCUUCUUUUGUUUUGUAGUAUGGCAAAAGUAUUUUGGCAACAGACCUAGUUCAUGAUAUACUAGUGAUUCGAUUUUUGUUUUAAUUAAUAUAUUUUAUUAUUACUUUUUUUGUGCUGUUAAUUUAAUUAAGUUCAGUUCAGUUUAGUUUAAUUCAAUUCAGUCUAAUUCAGUUCUAUUCAAUUCAAUAUGUUUUCGUUGUGUGGUUUUUGUUUUGUUGGCUUUCUUUGUUUGUUUUGUUGUUGUUGGGUGGGUUGUUGUUGGGGGUUGGGGGACUGUACUUUACAAUAGGUUUUUUUUUUCAUAUGAACAGUAAAGGUAAUUUCGAUUUUGGAGCAGUCGUAAACAAAAGACUUCGUCCCCUUUAGCUCAAACUUUGCCGGUUUCUUUAACGACAAUAACCCUGAGAAUGAUUUAACUUGUAGAACCCAAUGCAAUUUUUACAUGUAUUUCGUAGUGUUACAACACUGCUUAGUAUAAUAUAAUAACAGUCAGGUUAUGUUUAUAACUUUGAUUUAGGAAAAUGGAGGUGCUAUGUUGUUUAUUGUUUGUAAAUAUUUAUGAACGAAAUUGCACUAUUAAAAGGAUGUUCAACUGUGUGUGAAUAAAAGUAUUCGUUAGUCCACAUCCUUUCGCUUUUAUCCACUACGCUUAGGCUAAACACAGACCAAAGCAAACACACACACACACACACACACACACACACACACACGCAUGUACAAGUUGUAGGAUUUUAACGAGGAACUUGCUAUGUAUUUGUAUAGUCUAAAUGAUGUGUUUUCUCGACUAGUAAAAUGCAGCAGAAAUUAAACAAAGGACAGUCUUAGUCUGCUGAAUAAUAUGUUAAAUUAGCAUGUGUUUUCUGAAGGAUGAUGUUUGCAAAAAUAGUUUGGGGAUUGGUGAGGUUUGAGGUUUCACUCCAAUAGCUAUAACGUAAUGAGGCGUGUUGUUUCAAAUCUAACAUUUUAACCACGUCGUCAUGUUGCGGAUCAGUAAACUACUGGUACUUACUGAUCUUUACGUAUGAAGUCAGGAAAUUCCUAGUACUUACUGAUCUUUACGUAUGAAGUCAGGAAAUUCCUAGUACUUACUGAUCUUUAUGUAUGAAGUCAGGAAAUCCUUAAAUAUGAAGUAAGGACAUGCCUGGUACUUACAUAUUCUUGGCUAUGAAGUCAGGAAAUGUCUGGUACUUAGUUAUCCUUAUGUAUGAAGUUCAUAAAUCCGUGGUAAAUAUUAAUCCUCGUAUGAAGUCAGGAAAUUCCUGGUACUUAUUGAUCCUUAUGUGUGAAGUCAGGAAAGUACUGAUCCGUAUACAGAUGUCAGGAAAUUAACGAUUGUGUUCAUUCUGGAGGUCACAAAACUACUGAUUCUGGAACAAGAGAAGCAAUAAUUGUGAAGGUCAUUAAUCUAUUGAUCCUGAUGGACGUUAAUAAAAUAUUGUCCGUAAGGACCCAUAGGUUUCUGACCUACAGCAGAAUGCAUUAGUUGAUGCAAAACAUUAUUGGUACCAAUGAUGGUUAAGAACAGGCUUUAUACAAAGCCUAUACAUUUUCAUAAACUCGGGAAACGUCUGGUCAUGGUAGGAAGAAGAAGAAGGAAAUAUGGUUAAGAACCAUACAGAUAUUGAGAGAGGAAACCCGCUGUCGCCACUUCAUGGGCUACUCUUUUCGAUUAGCAGCAAGGGAUCUUUUAUGUGCACCAUCCCACAGACAGGGAUAUACCACGGCCUUUGAUAUACCAGUCGUGGUACACUGGCUGGAACGAGAAAUAGCCCAAUGGGCCCACCGACGGGGAUCGAUCCCAGACCGACCGCGUCCCGCCCCUGGUCAGGGUGGGAGUCUAAUGAUUAUAUUAUGGGACACAAUUCUGUUGAUCCUGUAUGACGUAAAACACCUGAUCUUCAGGGGGAGUUCAAACGUGUUGCAUUUCCAUUUAUAGGAUUUUUAUUUUUAAACUCUUCAUCGUUUGAGACUGCUGAGUACUGAAUGAUUUGUCCUAACAUGCCUGGCUUCUUUUUAGAACACAGUGGAUAUUGAAUGUGAAUGUAAACAUGUUACCUGAAGAAGUAACUGUAAAUAUAAAUUAAUUUUAUAGUAGUUGUACACGUUAGUAGUACAAUCAAUUUUAAUUGUUAUUGUUGCUUUGGUUGUAAAAUACUGUACUAAGCUUGUAUAUUAGUAAUAAAUUGUUAUUUUUUAUUCCAUG
This is a messenger RNA of Gigantopelta aegis, 7289 nucleotides long. Its product is annotated as cartilage matrix protein-like. The transcript has 10 exons. The record is from RefSeq and is a predicted model, not a curated record. Bases 203 to 2269 code for a protein of 688 amino acids. Lineage: Eukaryota; Metazoa; Mollusca; Gastropoda; Neomphalida; Peltospiridae.